AUGCCCCCAAAACAAGCCCCAGCCGAUGCAGGGGCCCCACCAGCUGCAGGGGCCCCACCAGCUGCAGGGGCCCCACCAGCUGCAGGGGCCCCGCCAGCUGCAGGGGCCCCGCCAGCUGCAGGGGCCCCGCCAGCUGCAGGGGCCCCGCCAGCUGCAGGGGCCCAACCAGCUACGGAGGCCCCUGAGAAGCCGCCAAAGGAACCACAGACUCCUGAAGAAAUGGCAUUUUAUGCCCCGAAUUACCUAUGUUUGACCAUCCUGGCUGUACUUCUUUUCCCUCCCCUGGGAUUAAUAGCUGUAUUCUUCACUUACAAGGCUGGACUCUGGAACCCACAUCUAAAGCUCCUAUCCCUACAGACCUGGCAGGCCAACAAGAACAGCCAGUGGGAAGACGCUUACAUCAACUCAGGCCGAACUGGUUGGUUGGAUGUAUUCGCCAUACUCAUCGGUUUAGGCAUCAUUUAUAUCUAUGCCCUAUUUAUGUGA
Neogale vison (American mink) is the source of this 486-nucleotide messenger RNA. Its product is annotated as transmembrane protein PMIS2-like. The record is from RefSeq and is a predicted model, not a curated record. The coding region runs from base 1 to 486 and encodes 161 amino acids. The transcript is spliced from 2 exons. Gene Ontology annotation, cellular component: intracellular membrane-bounded organelle; membrane. NCBI's taxonomy places the organism in Eukaryota, Metazoa, Chordata, Mammalia, Carnivora, Mustelidae.